Molecule: messenger RNA, 570 nt
Organism: Vigna radiata var. radiata (mung bean)
Lineage: Eukaryota; Viridiplantae; Streptophyta; Magnoliopsida; Fabales; Fabaceae
Product: gibberellin-regulated protein 11
Exons: 3
Coding region: 69-392 (107 amino acids)
Source: RefSeq, a predicted model, not a curated record
UCUCUCUUCAUUCAGAUAACAACUCUAAUAACCUUUUCAUUCUCAUCUUCAAAACUCACCUUGAAGUUAUGGCCAUUUUCAAGGCUCUUCUAUUUUCAAUUCUCAUUUCUCAAAUCAUCGUGAUUGUCGUGGAAUCGGAUACAAGGGUUGUUAUCGAGAACCCAUUAGAACGAUCAAGUUCUAAUCCUUCUCCUUCACCUCUAACCAUAGAUUGUGAUGGUGAAUGCAAUAGAAGGUGUGAAUUAUCAUCAAGACCAAAUCUAUGUAAGAGGGCAUGUGGAACUUGUUGUGAAAGGUGCAAUUGUGUGCCUUCGGGUACUAGUGGUCACUACGAAGAAUGUCCAUGCUAUGCAAAUAUGACUACUCGUGGUGGAAGACACAAAUGUCCUUAAUUAAUUACAUUAAUUGUGUUCUAAUAUGAAUAUAAACGUUUGUAAUAAAUUAGUUUGGUUGUUAUAUCUAUGCACUUUAGGUGGUGCAUAGUUACUUAUUACUAAAGUGAAGUUUCUCACUUUGCUUUCUUUUUAAGGAUUUUUUCCUCAUCUUUCAUUCAUGUCUUAAAGAUAUAUA